Diachasmimorpha longicaudata is the source of this 4106-nucleotide messenger RNA. Its product is annotated as sister chromatid cohesion protein PDS5 homolog B-like. The transcript is spliced from 4 exons. Gene Ontology annotation, cellular component: chromatin; nucleus. The record is from RefSeq and is a predicted model, not a curated record. The coding region runs from base 395 to 3988 and encodes 1197 amino acids. NCBI's taxonomy places the organism in Eukaryota, Metazoa, Arthropoda, Insecta, Hymenoptera, Braconidae. Gene Ontology annotation, biological process: DNA repair; mitotic sister chromatid cohesion.
AAUUAGCACUCGCCAAAUGAGAUAUUUUGGCCCUAGAAAGGGUUUUACUUCUCCCUAAGAGAAGCCUCCAUUCAGCCUGUUUUCUGUACCUCUUUUUUAUGAAUUUUUUUUACGAAAUUUGUCCGUAAUUCUUAACGCAUAUCGUUGUUGGGUUCCAUUCUUUGUUCUUUUCAAGGAUAACCAGCGCCGAACAUUGAGUUAUGGCGUUGCGAAAAAGGGGGAGGGCCAUCUAUUGUUUGGAUUCGAGCCUAAUUGUAAUGUGAACUGACCCCUCGGCACUCCCGGGUUCCAUGUUUUUCUUUAUUCCUUUGCUCAUUUCCAUAAUCACGAUAUUUGUCAUGUAGUGCAAGGAUAUCAGUUGCCAAGUUAGCAGAUAUUUCAUUCAUUAAUUAUCAUGCUGCGAGUGCAAAUCCCUACUGGAUGCAAGCCAGUGACGAGUGAUCUGGAGGAUCAUGAAUUGGAGAAGAGGCUAAAGGUUCUCGCCAAUAAGCUUACAGACUGGCGGACAUCAGACCCAAAGAACUAUAAAAUUUACGAAACUCUUGCACAUCACCUUGCCAACGAACGCUUAUUUCUCACCAACUCCAACAAGACAAUUCAACUUUACACCGCUAUCUGUCACUCUAACAUUUUUCGGGCAUUCUGUCCCAUGACCCCAUUUCCAAACACCCCUGGCACCCUAGUUACAAUCCUCCAUUUUCUCAUAGACCACUUAAAGCCCCUGAAUGACUCUUCAUCCCCUUUGUACCAGCGGUCUGAAUUAAUCCUCACGAAUCUAACUCGAUCCAACGCGUUUGCUCUUUGUUCACAUGUUAGUGACACCGCAUCCGCUCACAAAAUCCUCCAACGGCUCGUUGCAGUUCUCUUCGAUAUAAUCGAGAAAAACUCCGAGCAAAAUAUCCAUCGACUUAUCUCCUUUCUGCUCAUAAAGCUACUCAAUUCUCCAAAAGAAAUUCGCGGUGGCAUUCUUCCCUUCAUCUUCCUGAACCUAACAUUCAGCAGUAAUAAGACAGUCCAGAACUUCUCGAAGAAGAUAUUGGUCAACUCCAAGAAAGUUCUACAGCCCAUCCUUGCCGAGGACCUUUUGACACUCCUCGUAAAUUUUGCAAGUGACGAUGUCCUCGAGAAUGCCCAUUCAAUCCUCUCGGCCAUUUAUCCGAUCUACCCCGACAUCCAAAGCCAUGUUCUUCAUCAACUCGUGGAUCUCCUCAAGUCUUCAGACAUCAGGAUUAAAUCCAAUGCUAUCGUCAUCCUCUUUGGACUAUUGGAGAAAGAACCAUCUGAUCAGUACUGGAAACUCUACAUGAUGAAUUUCCUGGACAAAAACGAGAAGAUCAGGAUAAUGUGUCUGGAAAAAGCGAGGAUUUUCCUCCUAGAUUAUUCAACACGCGAGGCCAUCACCCAAGUCCUGACUCUGAUGCAACGAGAUCACUCAGCACAAGUGAGAUCAGAAGUGAUUACAACGAUAGUCUCUGCUGCAGAGGAGGAACCCGAUCUAUUUAUGGACACAGACCUGUUGAGCAUAAUCAAAGAGCGAAGUCUGGACAAGGAGUAUCUGGUACGUAAGCACACCCUGAAGCAGCUUGCAUCAGUCAUUUAUUCGGACAGGUACAGCGACGUGAGGAAAUCUCAAAUCCCUGACAUUCCCAAAUCGGCAGUGUCGUUGAUAAUGAACGAGGUCAUGUGUGGUUACUACGUCGAGGACGAGAGGGACCGAAUGUACGUUGAGAAAAUUCUGAACACAUGGUUCAUCUGUUGUCAUGCUGACGUGCAGGACAGAAUGAUGACGCUCUACUACGUUUUUGAUCAGCUGAAUGACAACGCUUGCAGGGCCUUCACACAGCUUCAUAUACAUCGAUCGACAAUUCGAAAGUGUUUAACAGACCUCGUUGAGACGAGACGAGAGUUGAGAGGUGAAACUGACGAGCUGAGAGUUCAAGAACUCGAGAUAUUGUCUCAGAAGCAGUUGACGCUGUUCUCCAAGUUCCUUCCAGGAUCAGUGGACAAUCCAGACGAAACGAAAGUGAAUCUUCAAAAGUUCUUCGAGGCCACUGACGAGGAUUCUACCCUGGCUGAGGAUGUCGAGGGGGUCCUUCAACCAGACGUGACUUGCACACAAUCGGAGGACUUCACUAACAAUAUUCUCAGUAAGAUUGGAAAUUUAGACACGACAAAUCCUUAUUACAAUACCAUCAGGGCCUCUCUCGAGCGCUCGUGCUCGAUGGUCAUUGACGCGACAGCCAUUCGCGUCCUGAUUGAGUACCUGAUUGCUGUUUUGGAAAGAAAUGAUGAGAUCAUUGACAGCAUUGGAUUGAACCCGAAUACCGCGGCGACGAAAGGGUUCAACCUUUUGGAGAUUCUCUCCUUUUCUUCUGCAGCUUAUUUCAUUCAUCCUGAGAUAUAUGGCACCCUGGUCAGCUUUCUUGAGAUGGAUGACCCAUCGAUUGUGGUCAAUGUCCUUCAUAUCUUGACCAACGUGGGGAAAGUCACGAAUUUGGAUGAUUUCGCAGCCACUAGCAGUGUUCUGCAGUACUGCAAGAGCUUCAUCAUUUCUGGGUCUAGGGGGGCAGCCAAGGCCGCUGUGAAACUUGUGUGCGAUCGAUUGAUUUUGAAACAUGAUAUUCUCGAGGACUUUCUGGAGAGGAUUAAGGUCUGUUUGAUGGAUCCAUCUCAGGAGAUGAGGACUGCCAUUGCCAGUUUGGGGUACAUUGCCUGGUUCGGCGAGGGAGCUGAUGAGAUGGUUUAUGAACUGAUGAAGAUGAUUUAUAGAAAUAUCUUGAGGUUUGAUCCAGACGAGGUUGGACCCGUUGAGGGACCUGUGAGGAAACCUUGGACCGCGAAGGAGACUUUACCUCGAAGAACGAUCGACCGAUUGGAAGCUAUGAAAUGCAUCACGAGGUGGGUGAUAGCCCGGCCCGUUCAGGAAUCCUACGUCGUGGAGAUUAUUCGCCUGCUGGUGGCUUUCAUCUCAAAGGGUGGGGAUGUUGAUAGAGUUGGCAGCCUUAGGCCUGCCGAGAAGUCGUGGUUGAGGCUUCAAGCUGGUGCUUGUUUGCUCAAGAUGUGCAGAUCCGGGAAGAUUGGGGACCGACUGGAACCGAAACAAUUUUAUCACCUUUCUAAGCUCAUGCUGGAUGAUGUUUUUGAAGUUAGAGAAUGCUUCCAAUCGAAGCUCAUGAGGGGACUGAAUCGAUAUUGUCCGAGGGAUUGUCUCCCGAUUGAUUUCAUGGGGUUCUUUGCACUUGGAGGCCUCGAGAAAGACGACAACUUGAGGGAGGGCUUGAGGAGGGGGAUGAUUAUGCUCGUUCGGAAGAGAAAUAGGAACUUGGGGAAACUGAUGAGAUUGGGGGAGGCAGAGAGGGAAGUGGUGGAGAAUCUCAAGCCCGAGUGCGUGGUGGUCUAUGCUCUGGUCAUUCUUGCACAUUGGAAUGGAAAGGACACCAACUGCGAGGAGAAAGAGUUGGGGGACCUCAAGAAGGGGAUGGAGUUUAUUAUGCAGUAUUGGCUUGAGGGAGGUGGCGAGGAAAAGGAGGCAACUUUUAGAUUCUUGAACUGGUUCAUGCAGCGACUGCGAGUCUGCAGGGACGCGCUGACCCCUGACAAUGAUCUAAUUAAUUCCAAGAUUCGAACCAUUUGCGAUGUCGCAAUGUGCUGUGUUGAAACGUAUGCCAGCAAGGAGGGUUGGAACCUAGGAGAAGGGGAAGGUUCGGUAUUUCAGCCACAGAUCCCCAGGAGAUACCUGCUCUUCGAAGAGGGCCUGCUCCAAAAAUCUGGAGAAUCACUCGAGAGGGAAAUUCUGAUAGAGAGACUGAAGGAUAUUGAGAAAAAAGAGAAGGUCAGGGAGGCAAGGAUGAAGCAAAACAAAAGAAAAGCUAUUAUUAAAACUGAUUUGCAAGUGUGCUUCCACGCCAUUUUUGGAGGAGGCAAGAGAACAAAGAGAAAGAAAACAUCGAUGCUGGAAUCAUCGGUAAAAAAAAGAAGACUACAGUAAUUAGGAAACAAUCUUUAUUUUUUCUUUGAAAAUAACAGAAUAAUUCUAGAUGUCCAUUGCAAUCUGUCAAGAUCAUUUGGAAAUUAUAAAAUUAUAAUAAAUAAAACAAAUAAAAGUA